This is a messenger RNA of Salvia splendens (bonfire salvia), 2911 nucleotides long. RefSeq names its product isoamylase 2, chloroplastic. The coding region runs from base 291 to 2780 and encodes 829 amino acids. Gene Ontology annotation, molecular function: isoamylase activity. The record is from RefSeq and is a predicted model, not a curated record. The transcript has a single exon. Gene Ontology annotation, biological process: starch biosynthetic process. Lineage: Eukaryota; Viridiplantae; Streptophyta; Magnoliopsida; Lamiales; Lamiaceae.
UUCCCCUGUCAGUACAGUCAAAGAACGGUAGAAAACGAAGCCUCUCAAAUCCCACCUUAAUCUCAUCUUAUCCUCAAACCACCACCAUCUCUCAUCGUUUUUCCCCGGAAUACAUCAGCCGCCAUGGACGAAGUGGAGCUGAAAUGGGACCAAAUUUAAGCUGAACGGCCGUAGCGCCGCGGGUGCAGAAGUAGUAGAAUGCAGUGCUAAUUUAGAGAGAAAGAGCAGACAUUUUGGUUAGCUCGUUCAUUUUAAGUGCUUAAAUUUACCAAUUGUGUGUGUAUUGGGAUAUGGCUAUGCUGCUGCCAGUUCGUUAUGUGAUGCGAUCGCAUGGUUUAAGCUCCGAGGCUUCUGAAUCAUCUAAAUUGUUCACAUGCAGUUGUAAAAGAGAUCAGAUUUUCAAUAAAUUGGCUUCGAAUCCUAAAAUUGAAUGCGUGAAACGUAUUGAAAGGAUUCAUUGUGAUCGUUCAAAACUCAAGGCAUUGGCCACUUCAGAUGUUUAUGUUGCAAAAGCCUCGGAAAAAUUAGCAGCAUAUCGGUUUAGGACUGAGUUUGGUGGUCGAUUGAAGGUAGUAGUGGAAAAGAUGUAUAGUAACAAGUAUGGAGUUCAUGUUGAAUUGGAGUCACUGCAGCUUCUUGAGGGGGAGGAGGAGCUAGUCAUGAUUUGGGGGCUGUUCACAGCUGAUUCACAAUGUUUGAUGCCGUUAGAUUUCCAGCAAUCGAGGGUUGAUGGCCAGUGUGAAACUCGAUUCGUGGGAGGUGCUGUUGAGUUGGAUUUUGAGGCGGAUUUAGCACCGUUCUAUCUGUCGUUUCUACUGAAGUCCGACUCUGGUUCUGAUUCAAAAGUUUCGAUGAUCAGAAGCCACAGGAACACAAAAUUCACUGUGCCGGUUGGUUUUGGUGCUGGAAAUCCUUCUCCGUUAGGGGUUUCCUUUUUAAGCGAUGGAUCAGUGAACUUUGCUUUCUUCUCGUGCAAUGUGGAAAGUGUUGUUCUGUGUCUGUAUUCAAACGCAACAGCUGAGAAACCUGCUUUGGAGAUUGAUCUUGAUCCGUAUAUCAACCGCUCUGGUAAUAUUUGGCAUGCUUUGCUAUAUAGUUCUGCGCCCUUUGUGAGUUAUGGUUAUCGCUGCAGAAAUGGUGUUGGUAACAAAGAGCAUCAUGUGUUGUUGGAUCCGUAUGCGAAGGUUAUUGAAGGGCUUGGUUUGAAUCAGCCUCGAAAAUGGCUUGGGAAAUUGUGUGAGGAGCCUGCAUUUGAUUGGAGUGAUGAAGUCCGCCCCAAUGUACCGAUGGAGAAGAUGAUUGUGUAUAGACUGAAUGUUGCACGUUUUACCAAAGACAAGUCCAGUAAGUUAUCUGGUGGCAUUGCUGGAAGUUUCUCUGCUAUUUCUGAGAAAUCGCAACAUUUUGAGGAUCUUGGUGUCAAUGCCAUCUUGUUAGAACCAGUUUUCCCCUUUGAUGAGCAAAAUGGUCCUUAUUUUCCCUGUCAUUUCUUUUCUCCGGCAAGCUUGUACGGACCCUCUGGAGACCCGUUGAAUGUUGCUAAAUCGAUGAAGGAGAUGGUCAAGAAGCUGCACUCCAGAGGAAUUGAGGUUUUGCUUGAAGUUGUCUUCACACAUUCUGGUGAUGAUGUUGGAACCCUUCAAGAGAUUGACAGUUCUACAAACGCGUUAAAUUGCAACCACCCAACUUUUCAGCAAUUAGUCUUAGAGAGUCUACGUUAUUGGGUGACUGAGUUUCAUGUUGAUGGCUUCUGUUUUAUAAAUGCAUUUUCUCUGACUAGAGGUUCGCAGGGCGAGUUUCUCUCGCGCCCUCCCUUGGUUGAAGCGAUUGCUUUCGACCCUGUACUUGCAGGAGUCAAGAUAGUUGCAGACUCAUGGGUUCCACAUGGUAUGGCGACGAAGGAGGUGGGGUUCCCUCACUGGCAGAGAUGGGCAGAGAUGAAUUCAAAGUUUAGCAUCGACGUGAAGAACUUCUUGAGGGGCCGUGGCCUCAUCAGCGAAUUUGCUACACGUCUCUGUGGUAGCGGGGAUCUGUUCUUGGCAGGACGAGGACCUGCAUUCUCUUUCAAUUAUGUCACGAGAAACGCAGGGCUCACUCUACUGGACUUGGUUAGCUUCAGUUCAAGUACUGAACUGGAAUCGGAGUUGAGCUGGAACUGCGGGGAAGAAGGAGCCACGAACAAGAAGGUUGUGCUUGAGACGCGGCUUAAGCAAAUACGCAAUCUCCUCUUCACACUGUUCAUCUCCCUGGGUGUCCCCGUGCUCAACAUGGGAGACGAGUGUGGCCAAUCCACCGGAGGCAGCCCUUCUGCUGCUGACCGGAAACCUCUGGACUGGAACGCGUUGGGGUUAAGCUUUGGCGCUCAGAUCAGUCAGUUCAUUUCGUUUCUGAGCUCGCUGAAGAUGAGGCGAGGCGAUCUUCUACAGAGGAGGAGCUUUCUUGAGGAAGACAGCAUCGAAUGGCACGGAAAGCAGCAGUUGCCACCGAGAUGGGAUGAUCCAGCCUGCAAAUUUUUAGCCAUGACUAUGAAAGCUGAUGCAGGAUCAAGCUACGGUGACUUGUUUGUCUCCUUCAACGCUGCUGGUCAGUCGGAGAAAGUAGGUCUGCCACGCCCUGCAGAUGACGAGACGACUUGGGUGCUUCUGGUGGAUACGGCGCUUCCCUUCCCGGAGUUUUUCAGCGAUGAAGGUGUUCGGCUCGAAGAAGAUGAGACGCUGACAUAUGAGAUGAAGUCUCACAGUUGCAUAUUGUUUGAAGCUCGGAGGCUGAGCUUGUCUUGACUCUGCUCUAUUUAUGCUGCACAUAUAUAGGUAUUACAUGAGAGUCUUUGUAUACAUAAAUGUUAAAACCAUGUCUUGUAACAUAAGGUUUGAUCUAUUUGAACCAUUCCCUUGAAAUUUUGAGCUUUAAA